Gaeumannomyces tritici R3-111a-1 is the source of this 2249-nucleotide messenger RNA. RefSeq names its product epsilon-COP. The record is from RefSeq and is a predicted model, not a curated record. Lineage: Eukaryota; Fungi; Ascomycota; Sordariomycetes; Magnaporthales; Magnaporthaceae. Gene Ontology annotation, biological process: endoplasmic reticulum to Golgi vesicle-mediated transport; intra-Golgi vesicle-mediated transport; retrograde vesicle-mediated transport, Golgi to endoplasmic reticulum. Bases 194 to 1084 code for a protein of 296 amino acids. The transcript is spliced from 4 exons. Gene Ontology annotation, molecular function: structural molecule activity; protein binding. Gene Ontology annotation, cellular component: COPI vesicle coat.
ACAUAUCCCCACCAUUCGAGGUUCGCGACGCCGACCGCCGACUCUGGCAGCAACCCGACACUACGCGCGAGCCUUGGAACGAGAGCAGCCCAUUGAUACACCUGAGAACAAGAUCCCGUAUCCCCCGCCACCGAAGCCCAAAACCGCGACGCCCAAAACCCUCCCGCCCGACACCGCAAGCACAGCCGCCAAGAUGGACCCCUACUCGGCCGAGGGCGAGCUCAUCAACCUGCACAACCACUUCCACCAGGGCCAGUUCCAGGAGGCGGCCGACUACGACAUCUCGGCCCUGUCGCCCGCGAACGCCCUGCCCGCCCGCGUGCUGCAGCUGCGCGCCCGCGUCGCGCUCGGCCAGGCCGAGGACGUGCUGGCCGACGUCGAGGGCGAGGAGGCCGACAAGCCCGAGCUGGCCGCCGUCGGCGCCCUGGCCCGCCUGAGCCUCGGCAAGACCGAAGAGGCCGUCGCCGCCGCCGAGAAGCUGGCCGCCGAUGCCGCCGAUAACACUGUCGUCCAGGUCGUCGGCGGCAUCGUCCUGCAGGCCGCCGGCAAGACCGAGGAGGCCGUGGCGCUGCUGUCGCAGCACUCCGGGAGCCUUGAUGCCGUCGCCCUGCUCGUGCAGAUCCACCUCGCCCAGAACCGCAACGACCUCGCGCUCAAGGAGGUCAAGGCCGCAAGGAGCUGGGCCCAGGACAGCCUGCUCGUCAACCUAGCCGAGUCCUGGGUUGGCCUGAGGAAAGGUGGCGAGGCCUACCAGCAGGCCUUCUACGUCUUCGAAGAGCUCGCCCAGUCCCCCGCAUCGUCGUCGGCUCGGACCCUCGUCGCCCAGGCCGUGGCGGAGCUGCACCUGGGCCGCACCGAGGAGGCGCAGGUGGCCCUGGAGCAGGCCAUCCAGAAGGACCCCGCAAACGCCGACGCCAUCGCGAACCUGCUAGUCUUGACCGUCAUCGCUGGGAAGAGCCCAGAAGAGCACUCUGCCUCACUGCUGGCGAAGGCGCCGGACCACCCGUUCCUGACCGACCUGGAGGAGAAGAGUGCGCUGUUUGACAAGGCGGCCGCAAAGUACAGCGCAAAGGUUUCGAGCUGAGCACGGUGUUUGGGGCGUUCAAAAGGGUGUUACGAAGUUAAUGACACUGUCUACCAGACGGGUUUACAAAAAUGAAUCUAGAUCUUCUGGGAACCGAGAGUAUGUGUCCGCGAAGUGCCCCACCAGGUUAAACCCCCUUCAGCAAUAGCCGUCGAAGAUGGCUGCGGCGUUCAUCUCGAUGUGCUUGCCAGCGGUUGUUGUCUCGAUGCUCGCUGACCAGCUUAGCACCACUGAGUUCAGGGUAGGAGGAGUCUUUGCCGCAGACCAUUGCACAAGCGUCAACAACACAAUGAUAAUUCCAAGUAGGCUUCCAAUCACGGCAGCGCGAAAGAGCGCGAAGUUGACGUGCUCCCAGUGCGAGGUCUUAGCUGGACCGUGGUGAGCCACAGGGGGAACGAGCGCCUUGAGACGGGCCUGCCGCAGCUCCUCUGCAGCACUGUUGAGAUGACGAGCAAUCUCGAGGAUUUCGAGACCGCCAACGUUGCCAAGAUUGAUAUGGACUUGUUGGACUGUCCUCACGGCCCCGAGAAUUUUGCGCACCUUGGGCGGCUGGCGGGAAUCUAUGCGUCAAUAUGGUGGUCUACGAGAUCCGGUCUGCGCAUAGGAAUGGGGCACGAGGCUGGGCUCACCUUCGCCUCAUCGCCCUUGGGGCCUUGGCGGGCGAGACUGGCGGUCCUGGAUGAGGAGCGGCUCGUAUAGCGAUACAUGGCCGCUUUGCUGACGGAAGUGGAGUAGAUUGUUUCUGUUGAGGAGCGUGCUGUGAUUUCUAUGCUUAGGCAGCUGGUGGGGAAAGGCGAUGUCGAUGGGGAGCCUGGAGAGAUGGGCACAUGGGAAAGAGGUGCGACGAUGCACCCUUUUAUAGAACGAUGGGUCCCUCUUUGCUUCAUCGUUUUGAUACGGGCACUGGUUCUAAUUGCUUCCCCUUCAUCUGUCCCUUAUUCUGAACCUUUGUAACGCAUCUCUAUGGAGCGGAGCUUCUACCAUCUCUUUAUCUUGCCAACUAGGUAGAGCGGGAGACAGAACUACGAAAGAAGAUCUUCCUCACGGCGCUACACCUCUCAGGGUACUCAGCAGACGACAACAAUGGGUAUGCAGACUCAUAUGUAUCUUCUCUGCUCUAUUGAAUCCAUGACAGUAGCAUAGCAAACAAGAUGCUUGGCUUGCC